UAUUUUGAAAUUGAACCAAUAAACCGUUUCAAAUAAAUUUGAAUCAAAAAAAAAAAAAAAAAAACUACCACACCAACAAACACUAUUUAAUACUCGGCCAUAUACUGAGAUUGCCAUCCACAUUGAAAUUGGUAUACCAACGUUUCGUUGAAAAACAAUAGCGAAUAAAAAUGAAGACAAUAUCAUCAUUGAUGAUGGUCAUUUUUUCAAUCAAUCUGAUCAUCAUGAUGAUUGAAUCGAAUCAAGCAAAAGUAAUGGACACAUUUCCAACAAGAAGACCUGAUCAUAAUGUAAGGGUAAUGGACACAUUUUCAGAAAAAAGAAAUCAUAGUGUACAAGAUGCAUCAUGUCAAGCCGAUAUUUGUUCUGGUGAAUGUAUAAAUGGUGGUAAAAAAGGGGGUAAAUGUACAACAUGUAAUUGUGAUACCUGUGAACAUUGGGACAGUGAAAAAUGUUAUUGUGAUCGAUUUGUAGCACCAUGGAGUAUCUAUCAUAAACCAGAUCCGGAUACAGAUCAUUAUAUUCCAACAACCGUAAAGAAUAUUCUAGAAACUGAACAUGAUAAUUUACAAGGUCCAAGACAAUCAUGCAUAGAAUGGAAAUGUAGUCAAGUUUGUCGUAAACAAGGAUAUAAAGGUGGUGCAUGUAAUAUUUGUCAUUGUGAAACAUGCACAAAUCUUGAACGUAGAUCAUGUCAAUGUUCAUGAGGAUUUUUUGAUUUUUUUUUUCUUGUUCACUAUUUUAACAAAUGAUCUGUGAACUAAUAAUCAAUAAAAUUGAAAAGGAAUCAAUUUUUUUUAAUGAAAAAAAAAUCGAUUCCAGUUCUAUUGA
This is a messenger RNA of Dermatophagoides farinae (American house dust mite), 831 nucleotides long. RefSeq lists its product as uncharacterized. NCBI's taxonomy places the organism in Eukaryota, Metazoa, Arthropoda, Arachnida, Sarcoptiformes, Pyroglyphidae. The record is from RefSeq and is a predicted model, not a curated record.